AUGACUGAUAGGGAGAAGAUAUCUGUAACCUUCGCAGCGCCUCAGGGCUACAAUCUGGGUGCACCUUCUGGAGGUGGACUCUCACAUGGAGGAUCUACACAUGGCGGUGUAGGUGGUAUUGGGGGUGGUGGAGCAGGUGGAAUCGGAAGUGGUGGAGUAGACGGUAUUGGUAGUGGAGUUGGUGGGCCUGUUGGUGGUUGUCAGGAUGGACAAAUUCUUCACGUGGAUGGAUCUUGUGUAACUCCUGUUAUCACGAGAAAAGUAUAUCUAUACGACGCUCCUGAAGUACCAAAGGGCCCAGGCGGUCCUCCUCCGAGUGUGCCACCACCCAAGGUAGAACACAACAUCCUAUUCGUACGCGUUCCUGAGGCUGCUCCACCACCUGAACCCAUCAUUGUUCCUCCAGCAAGGCAAGAAAACAUUGUCUAUGUUCUGAAUAAGCAGGACGAGCAAAGUCAACAAGUGAUCGAGGUUACGCCUCAUCCGGCUUCCGACCCAGAAAUCUAUUUCGUGAACUACCAAGACGGAGAAAACCCAACCCUUCCUCUUGGAGUAGAUCUUGAGACUGCUCUCAGCGUUGCCAGUGCAGCUGGUGGUGACGUCAUCGGAGGUGUCGGAGCGGGUGUUGGGGUUGGUGUCGGAGGAUUAGGCGACGGUGCUGGAGCCGGAGGUAUUGGAGGCGGCCUUGGAGGCAGUGGAGGAGCCGGUGCCGGAGGAAAUGGAGGCUUUGGAGGAGUUGGAGUAGGAGGAAAUGGAGGAUUUGGAGGUGGCUUUGGAGGAGUGAAUGGAGGAAGUGGCGGCUUCGGCGCUAAUGGCGGCAGUCCGUCAAACCUGUACACAACCCCUUAAAGUGCAAGUGUUUCUUUGAAUUGUUGUGAAAUGCCUUCAUUUUAUGAGGUUCGUUGAUUUUAGUAUAUGUAUUAA
Penaeus monodon (black tiger shrimp) is the source of this 924-nucleotide messenger RNA. RefSeq names its product glycine-rich protein 5-like. The transcript is spliced from 2 exons. NCBI's taxonomy places the organism in Eukaryota, Metazoa, Arthropoda, Malacostraca, Decapoda, Penaeidae. The record is from RefSeq and is a predicted model, not a curated record. The coding region runs from base 1 to 849 and encodes 282 amino acids.